CUUCACGUCACUUCUAGAGGGCAGCUGUGCGGCUAGCACAGUGUAGUUUGAAGGCAGACACAUCGCUGACUUCCUUCUAUUAGCUCAGAGAAGUGCGAUCGUAGUGGAAAGCGUAACAGGCCAAUAUGCCGGUCGAAUUGUAUCUGUUUCAGGGCAGCGCGCCUUGCACAUUCGUGCAAAUGGUGGCCAAACACAUUGGCGUUGAGUUCACCCUGAAGGAACUUGAUUUUAUGAAGCGAGAACACGAGGCACCAGAGUUCACCAAGGUCAACCCAUUUCAGAAGGUCCCGACUAUAAAUGACUCCGGAUUCAUUCUUUACGAAAGCUCUGCCAUCGCUUACUACCUGGUUAACAAAUACGCGCCUACCUCGGAGCUCUACCCGAAAGAUGUGCGAAAGCGGGCACGCGUGGACCAAGUCCUUUCCGUUGUGUCGACGCACAUUCAGCCAAAGUUCUCGGCAUUCUCGAUACCAUCAUUCAGAACCAACAAGAAGCCAAGUGCCGAGAGCUUCAAGGAAUUUGAGGAAGGUGUCGUGAAGGCUUUCCAGCAAGUUAUUGGCGACAAAGCAACUUUUGUAGCGUGCGAUCAAAUGACACUCGCCGAUAUUCGCCUGAUUUCUCUCCUAGCCUGCAUUGUUCCGCUCAAGGACCUCUUCGACAGAGCAAAGUAUCCCAAUGUGGCGGCCUACUACGACCGUGUGACAGCCAAGAUGCCUUACUUCGAGGAACUUCUGCGGCACCAUAUUGACGAGCGUUCCAGAUUCUGGUCAACCCUUCAGUAAUUAUGAACAAAAGGCCCAGUACGACUAAAGUCAACGGGAACUGGAGCUUCGAGCCGCCUCGUAUACUCGCAGACUGCUGUCACAUGCGCUACAGGAUCAACACGUGGGGUACUUGUAUCGCUUCUGUUCAACGGAGGAAGCUCAGACACCUUCGUCAGACAGUAAUGGGAGAAGAAACUAAGCUUAAAAUUACUGGGGCGUGAACGCUUGACCGCUGAAUUACUUUAGUACACAACGACUUAAAGACCCUGGA
Molecule: messenger RNA, 1035 nt
Organism: Dermacentor albipictus
Lineage: Eukaryota; Metazoa; Arthropoda; Arachnida; Ixodida; Ixodidae
Product: glutathione S-transferase 1-like
Biological process (GO): glutathione metabolic process
Molecular function (GO): glutathione transferase activity
Source: RefSeq, a predicted model, not a curated record